Ostertagia ostertagi is the source of this 651-nucleotide messenger RNA. NCBI's taxonomy places the organism in Eukaryota, Metazoa, Nematoda, Chromadorea, Rhabditida, Trichostrongylidae. The record is from the annotation of a GenBank genome assembly.
AUGUCACAACAUAAAACGAUAUAUGAUUUCACUGUCAAAGACGCAGAAGGAAAUGACGUUUCACUCAGCAAGUACAAGUAUUCUUACAAUGCCGAUUGGACUCAGCUUAUAGCACCAUAUUUCAGCUCUGACGACGCUGACGCUGACGCCAUGUCACAACAUAAAACGAUAUAUGAUUUCACUGUCAAAGACGCAGAAGGAAAUGACGUUUCGCUCAGCAAGUACAAAGGGCAAGUGGUCAUCGUGGUAAAUGUCGCUUCAAAAUGUGGUUACACUAAAAGUCACUACACGGAGCUGAAACAACUUCAAGACAAGUACUAUGACCAAGGUCUUCGGGUUGCCGCCUUUCCUUGCAAUCAGUUCGGUGGACAGGAGCCGGCAUGUGAACUUGACAUAAUGAAGUUUGUCAAAGAUGCGUACAACUACGAGCCUGACCUGUAUGCGAAGGUGAAGGUGAACGGAGUGGACGCUGACCCAUUUUGGCAGUUUCUCAAGAAGGAGCAAGGUGGAACGAUAGUCGAUGCGAUCAAAUGGAACUUCACUAAAUUUCUGAUUAAUCGAAAAGGAUACGUUGUCAAAAGGUACGCACCAACGACGUCUCCCAACGGAAUGACAGCCGACAUUGAGCAGUUACUCUCUGAGUCUCCAUGA